Cordyceps fumosorosea ARSEF 2679 is the source of this 1518-nucleotide messenger RNA. Its product is annotated as Cytochrome P450. The coding region runs from base 1 to 1518 and encodes 505 amino acids. NCBI's taxonomy places the organism in Eukaryota, Fungi, Ascomycota, Sordariomycetes, Hypocreales, Cordycipitaceae. The transcript is spliced from 3 exons. Gene Ontology annotation, molecular function: heme binding; oxidoreductase activity, acting on paired donors, with incorporation or reduction of molecular oxygen; monooxygenase activity. The record is from RefSeq and is a predicted model, not a curated record.
AUGGAGUUUGCCGUUUCCACUUCCGCUCUGCUGAUUGUGCCAGUUGUGCUUCACUAUGUCUACUCGCUGCUCUUGCGGUACUCUAGUGUAAGACGGAGUCAACAGUGUCAGACUACUACGCUCCCCGAUGGCCCGGUCAAAAAUAAAUUCUUUGGCUUUGAGUUCAUCUACAACAUCAUCUUCGGCAAGAGCGACGAAGACUACCUCGCCUCCACGUGCAGACUGUUCAAGCAGUUUGGCUCGACCUACUCCAUGAAGAGCUGCGUCUGGCAAACCAUUUUUACCAGCGACAGCAGGAACAUCAAGAGCGUACUUGCCACGUCGUUUUCUGACUUUGAGCUGCCCAAGAUGCGUCUCGAUGCCAUCUCUACGCUUCUGGGAACCGGCAUCUUCAGCGUCAACGGUGUCUCUUGGUCACACGCGAGGACGCUGCUGCGGCCCUGCUUUGCCAACAGAGACAAGUCCGCCGUCACUACAAUGCUGGAAAGCCACUUCCGAAGCUUUCUCCGUCACGUCCCGCAGAAAGGAGAGGAGGUGGACUUGCAGCCCCUGUACUUUGCCCUGACCAUGGACUUUGCCACUGAGUUCCUGACGUCCAAGUCCUCCCACAUGUUGGACGAGACAAGGUCACACGACAAGGAGUGGCAGUUCUUCGAGGACUACACUACCUGCUCGGAAGAAGUCAUCAAGAAGAUGUGUCUCGGCCCUCUGCAAGUCUUCCGCCUCAACCGCGCCGUGGACAAGGCCAAGAAGCGCGUCUUCAAGUACAUGGACGACUUUAUCGACGCUGCCCUGCAGCAGAGCGCCAGCGAACCGAACAAAUCGUCACUAUCGGAGCACAACGUGCUGACCAAGCUGGCCGGGGUGACGCCGGACCGAAAGUUCCUGCGCGACCAGAUGCUGCACCUUCUGGUCGCCAGCCGCGACACCACGGCCAGCCUGCUCUGCAACCUUUUCUUCAUGCUGGCUAGAAACCCCGCCGCGUACGAGAGGGUGAGAGCGGAGGUGCUGUCCGUCUGCGGCGACGAAGCCGCCACGCCACCCUCGCCAGAGCAGCUGAAGCAGAUGGAGUACCUUCGCUGGUGCAUUCAAGAGUCACUGCGCCUGCACCCUGUGAUACCCACCAACGCGCGCGAGGCCACGCGCGACACGACGCUGCCGGUUGGCGGCGGCGAAGACGGCGAGGCGCCGCUGAAGGUCAGGAAAGGCACGUUGGUCGUCUACAACGUCUUUGCGAUGCACCGGGACCGGGCCGUCUUUGGCGCCGACGCGGACGAGUUCCGGCCCGAGCGGUGGGCAGGCGGCCUGCGUCCCGGCUGGGGAUAUCUGCCGUUCAACGGCGGGCCGCGCAUCUGCCUCGGUCAGCAAGUUGCGCUGCUGGAGACGCAGUACCUGGUGGCGCGCAUGGCGCAGACCUUUCGGGCCGUGGAGUCGCGGGAGAGUCGCGACUGGGAAGAGCUUUUUGCCCUGGCAACGACUUGUAGACACGGGGUCAAGGUCAAGAUGGAAUGGGCGUGA